This is a messenger RNA of Polypterus senegalus (gray bichir), 2799 nucleotides long. Its product is annotated as zinc finger protein 678-like. The record is from RefSeq and is a predicted model, not a curated record. The transcript has 3 exons. NCBI's taxonomy places the organism in Eukaryota, Metazoa, Chordata, Cladistia, Polypteriformes, Polypteridae. Gene Ontology annotation, biological process: regulation of transcription by RNA polymerase II. Gene Ontology annotation, molecular function: DNA-binding transcription factor activity; RNA polymerase II cis-regulatory region sequence-specific DNA binding. The coding region runs from base 377 to 2677 and encodes 766 amino acids.
UUGAGCUGCGUUCGGACGCGGCUGCUCGAAUUCCCCAUUUCAAUCUAUUGCGAAUGCACGCACAAUUAGGAAGAAAACUGCAAGUGGGAAAUUCUGUCUGCAUGAAGACAGUUUGGAAGGAUUUCUGGUUUUAUGUUUUUGUAUUUCGGCACGACACCUUUAUGCAAUAAUUUUCAAAAACAGAAUACCUUAGGACAGUUUGCAGAUACUGUCUUGUCCAGUUGGAGCGCAGGAGGAUUUUAGUGAUCGUCUUAAGGGUCACGCAGUGAGGCACAGGAUGGAGCAUUGAGGUGUAAAGUCGUCAGAACCUGCACUGUGCUUAUAAACUCUCUGGACAACCCGUAACUUUUAAGUCGGGGCCGAGGACCGUCUCGCCAUGCAGCACCGGCCGCUGCAAGCUAAGCAUGAAUCGAAGGAAGAGGACGGGGACGAAAGUUUAAUAAAUCGUGCCUCAGGGACCGUGGAGUCACUUUAUAACGGAGCACGCGCUGACAUGAACGAGACGUGCGGUGACCGGGGCCCACCUGAAGGUACCGAGGUGAUGGUCCUCACCCCCUUGGAUGCUUUGGCCUUUUACAGUGAGAAUAAAGACAGAAAUGCAGGCCCAGAAGUUUGGAAAACUGAAGACUUUACUGAGCAGCCUCAUGGAGACAUUAAGGAUGAAGACACCCAAGUGGACAUAUGGGUUUCAGAGGAUUGUGUGAAGCAGGAGCCAAUCGGUUUUAAGAAGGAGGAGGAACUCAAAAUUAAAGUGGAGGUUACAGAAAUUGAACUUUCAUCAGGCAUUAUAAGUGAGCAGUCUGCAGGUGAAGAUCUGACAACUGACCACCAAGUUAAGGAGAGCCACCUGGGAUGGACUUUGGAGUGCAGUCAGUCAUCAUCUCAGCAAGAAUGUGAGUCCGAAAAUCAGCCACUGAAUGAGGGGAUAUUAGGAACUGAAUCAGAAGAGAAAGCUAACGAUGAAGAACUGGAACAGGAGCAAACUGUAAAGGAUCAGCACACCUCGGAAGAAAAUUCAAAGACUCUCAGGAAAACGCAAGGAAAAAAAUCCAAUCAGUGUACCGAAUGUGGGAAGAAUUUCACCAUGGCCUCAAGCCUGAAGGAUCACCAAAGAAUUCACACGGGAGAAAGACCCUACGAAUGCACCGAAUGCGGCAAGACUUUCAGCCGGACGUCCAACCUUAAAGCGCACCAGCGCAUUCACACGGGAGAAACGCCGUACCAGUGUGCCGAGUGUGGGAAACUCUUCAGGUGGCUGCUGCAGCUUAGGACUCAUCAAAGAAUUCACGGAGGAGAAACACCGUGGCAGGGUUCAGAGUGCGAAUAUCCCGAAGCCUCCUCCCAGGAUACAGAAGGACCGCCUCAUCUGGGCUCCGAGCUGGAGACUGAGCCUGCACGACCACUUGAAGAUUCUGUCGUUUUCAAAAAAGAACCAGGACUCCAUGAUCAAAUUCCUGGUUAUAUUAAACAAGAAGACAUUCCGGUGUUAUCUUCUGGGGAAACAGACUGUGGAAUGAACAUGAAAUUGACCAGGGUUAAGGAGGAGGACAAGCUCAUCCCGGUUAAAGAGGAAGCCGUAGAGCUGGAAUAUUCUUCCACUCAUAAAGAAGUGGUUGCCUCGGUAUCAUUGACUGACUUGGUACUAAAGGAUACAGUCUCCAUCUGUAAAGUUAAGAGAGAGGUGGUGCAGAAAAAGGCUUCUGGGUCUGAAGGUGAAGGUGCAGAUGAGGAGAAACCAAAAAUGAAUUUCUGGAAAAGGGAAAAGUCCCAAGUUAGUCGUGAGAUUCAGAUUCCUGAUGAAACGUCAGAGAAAUGUCAUAAACUACCGCAUCAUGAAAUACAUCAGGAUCUUCACAGCGAAGACAAACCACAUCAGUGCACCGAAUGUGGGAAGAGCUUCAAAGUGGCCAAAAGCCUUCGAUAUCACAUGAAGAUUCACACGGGAGAGAAGCCUUACCAGUGUAAGGAGUGCGGAAAGAGUUUCAUACUGGGUACAAACCUUAGAUAUCACAUGAGAAACCACACGGGAGAAAAGCCUUACCAAUGUGACCAGUGUGGAAAGAGUUUCAAUCACAGGACACACCUUAUCCACCACCAGAGAACUCACACGGGAGAGAAACCUUACCAGUGCACCGACUGCAACAAGGCUUUCAACCGGCGAAUGCACCUCAUCCAUCACCAGAGAGUCCACACAGGGGAAAAUCCUUACCAGUGCACUGAAUGCGGAAAGAGUUUCAAACAGGCGGCAUUCCUUAAAUAUCACCAGAGAGUUCACACCGGAGAAAAACUCUACGAGUGCCAUGAAUGUGGAAAAACGUUCAUCUGGAGUGCAUAUUUUAGACGUCACCUCGUAAUUCACACAGGUGAAAAACCGUACCAGUGCAACGAAUGUGGGAAGAGCUUCACGGACAGAGCAAAUCUGAGCCGACACCAAAACGUCCACAGGGGAGAAAAACCCUACCAGUGCAACGAAUGUGGGAAGAGCUUCAAACAGAAGUCAUACCUCAAACAACACCAGGCAUUCCACACAGAAGAGAAACCCUUCCAAUGUAAGGAAUGUGGAAAGUGUUUUAAAGUGAGGUCAUACCUCAGACAGCACCAGACACUCCACACCUGUGGGAAGAGUUUCAGACAACGUGUAGCCAUAAAGAGUAUUCAUACAGGAGAAGACACAUAAGAGUGUGAUGAAUGGGAACAUUUCUAGAAAGACAUCGUCCACAUGUAGGUUGUAUGCUCACAAUAUGUAAAAUGUCUGUUUUUCAUAUAUCCAUCCAUCCAUCCAGUAUUCAACCCACUAUA